Helobdella robusta is the source of this 609-nucleotide messenger RNA. RefSeq lists its product as hypothetical. Gene Ontology annotation, biological process: fatty acid elongation; sphingolipid biosynthetic process; very long-chain fatty acid biosynthetic process. NCBI's taxonomy places the organism in Eukaryota, Metazoa, Annelida, Clitellata, Rhynchobdellida, Glossiphoniidae. The annotation marks the transcript as partial. Gene Ontology annotation, molecular function: 3-hydroxyacyl-CoA dehydratase activity. Gene Ontology annotation, cellular component: endoplasmic reticulum membrane. The record is from RefSeq and is a predicted model, not a curated record. The transcript has 6 exons.
UGGUCCGUUGUUGCAAUUCAAAGUAUUUUGUUUUUAAUAUAUACAACAAAGUCAUAUUUAAACAUAUAUGAUGAUGUUCAUUGUUCUCUUUUGACAAUUCAAACCUUGGCAUUUCUUGAGAUAGUUCAUGCAGCUUUGGGGUUAGUGAGAUCUGAUCCUGUAAUCACAACAUUCCAAAUCUCUUCAAGAGUUUUCCUUCUUUGGGGAGUUGCCAAUUUAGUUGAUGAAUCAAACAAACAAGUUGGUUUCUUGAUGUUGCUGUUUGCUUGGACUCUGACAGAGCUCAUCAGAUAUUUAUUUUACCUUUGUGCUCUUCUGAAUAAAGUACCAUACCUACUCACUUAUGCCAGGUACACACUGUUCAUCGCUUUGUAUCCUAUUGGAGUCACCGGUGAGUUGCUGACCAUAUACAAUGCAUUGCCCCUGGUGAAUGAGCGCGGAAUCUUGACCAUCUCCCUGCCCAAUUCAUUCAACAUCAGCUUCAGUUAUUGCUACUUUUUGAUCUUCGUCAUGCUUACAUAUAUACCAGUUUUCCCUCCUUUGUACCUACACAUGUUCGCUCAGAGGAAAAAGGUUCUGAAUGCCAAACCAGAGAAAAAGUUUAACUGA